CAUAUUUUAUUAAAUAAAAUUUAUUUAAAAUGCGACGAUACGCAACCAAGAGGAGCUCGGAGGAUGACUACUAUGAGUCUGAAAGCUAUACUUAUACUAGCUCUGCAGCAGCGGAGGAUUCUUGGGGCACGACAGAGGGCUAUAAGAGCUUGGGACCACAACAAUAUGCUGCUGGAGAAAAUCCUCUGAGUAACAAACGCAUAUUUCUAGUGCUCUGGCGAGUUAAAUCCAGUAGAAAACACAAAAAUUGGACAGGAAACGGAACGCUGGAACUGACCUCCACUGAAGCUACGCUAAAAGAUGAGACAGGCAAAGAUCUGGGCGUUUUAACCCAUUUCGAAGGGGAUGAAUUUUACCAAAAUGCGCUGCUGGAUAUUGGCAUUAGAGAUGUUGAAAUACAGAAUGAACUAACGACUAUUGAAGAAUGCAUUGCGCAGCGUAAAGCAGAAUAUGAUUUUUGGUAUCGGCAACAUACAAAUGUGAUUGAAGUGGCGCCGGCAAUGGUUAGUAAACCGUAUAUUCCCGCAGCUUUGCGCAGAAGAAAGAAGCUAAAGAAGCCUCUGGCUGACGUGGAUACAAAUACUUCAGCAGUUUAUACCCAUCCAAUUCAGCAGUUUGUAGUAAGUGAACACGAUACUGCCACUUCCCAGCCAAUUCAGCAGUUUAUAGCAAAUGAACACGAUAGCGCCACUUCCCAGCCAAUUCAACAGUUUGAAGCAAGCGAAUACAUUUGCCUGCUUAAGCCAGCACAGUUGCAAAUGGAGACGCUGCAAUUGCUCUCAGACUAUUAUCAGGAUUUAGAAACGCCCACCAUUCAACAAAAAGCGCAAGUGCAGGAAAUUGCUCAACAUAUUUGCGAUCAUCCCGUGCUACUAAAGCAACUGCUAAACCGAUCCAUAACAUCUGAGGUGCUGCUACCCCAACUACCUGACUGGCAAGACAUGGGUGUUUAUGAUUCAGCCAAAUUUCAGUUUGUACAUCUUAUGCUGGACACUUUGGUUGCAGACCAGUGCGCCAAAUGUGCCAUAGUAGCCAACAACAUGGAGUGCUUGAAUAUUAUCAAAGGUUAUUGUCAAUGUUGGCAAAUACCACACGUGCAAAUGGACAAUUAUUCAUCAGAUGAAUUCAAUGAUGCAUCAUCUUCAAGGGUAGCUCUGUUUGUCACAAGCCAGCUGCCUGAUAUCCGCAUUACAAACUGUAGGACUUUGAUUAUAUAUAAUUACAACGCACGGCUGGAGUUAUUGUCAACAAACAGCGACACUCGUGUAUAUACGCUUAUUACGGCUGGCUGUCUGGAAGAGCGACAAUUUCAAGAGGAGCUUGGUCUUGUUGAAUUUACGGGAACUCUGAACCUCAACGCCGAAGCUACACACACGCUGAUUAACAAUGAAGAUAAUGCGGCCUUAUCAAGUUGGAGUCAAUACCAACCACCUUAUAGAGAAGAAUUUUUAGAGGAGGCUUCACUGAGUGAACAUUUGGAAAACUUAAGCUUUGUCUUUAGUAAAAAGCCAGUGAUGCCGUAAAAUGUGUA
Messenger RNA from Drosophila busckii, 1531 nucleotides. RefSeq lists its product as uncharacterized. The record is from RefSeq and is a predicted model, not a curated record. Lineage: Eukaryota; Metazoa; Arthropoda; Insecta; Diptera; Drosophilidae.